This is a messenger RNA of Lotus japonicus, 973 nucleotides long. Its product is annotated as upstream activation factor subunit UAF30. The record is from RefSeq and is a predicted model, not a curated record. Gene Ontology annotation, cellular component: nucleus. Bases 333 to 635 code for a protein of 100 amino acids. Lineage: Eukaryota; Viridiplantae; Streptophyta; Magnoliopsida; Fabales; Fabaceae. The transcript has 2 exons.
CGGAAAGAAGAACAGCGCGCAUUGCAAGCAAAUAGAUAGCCCCCACCCAUUCGAGUCAUUGCGAGCCGGAAAGAAUAUCAGUGGUUUAAGCCUGGUCCAGCCCUUCAACCAAAAACAAAAAAAAAACUUGGUCCAUCAAACUUUGAGCCUGGUCCAUCGCUCUCUUCUCUCUCACUUUCUCACUCACCUCCUCCUUCGUCUCUUACGACCGCAGACUGACUUUCAGCCUCCGCCGUCACGACCGCAGCCUCCUUCGCCACCGGCUCGCCGCCGUCACGCCUCACGCGCUGCCAGUUCCUCUUAGCCAUUGAAUUUGUGGAUUGAAGGAAACAAUGCUUCCUCAGCGCAUGAAGAAAGCAAUCACUGAUAAUCCGAAGAAGCUUGCCAACUUGAUUGACCUAGUGAACCUUCCAUCCACGCUCAGAGACUUCGUGGGUCAAUCUCAGAUUUCUCGUUUGGGUUGUUUCAUGCGCGUUUGGUCCUACAUCAAAACCAACAAUCUCCAGGAUCCAAACAACAAGAAUGUGGUCAACUGUGAUGAGAAGUUGAAGAGUAUUUUGUUGGGGAAACCUCAGGUUGAGUUAGCAGAACUUCCUUCACUUAUCAAGCUUCAUUUUCCAAAAGAGUCCAAGUGAUGAGGGUCAUACAAAUCAAGAUGUCUGUCUUAUUGGAAAGCAAAACCUUUCUCAAGAUGAGUCUCUGAAUCUGUUUCCUAUUUCACCUUUUACGCCCUCAUACUGUGACGACAUCAGUGUUAGGAACAUAGCUGUUGCACCAGCAGAUUGACACUUCUCUUUAUAGUGUAUGAAUGGAUUGAUCUUAUUACAUGUGAUCCAACUUAGAAAUGUCCUGCUUCACAGCAUGCUUUGGCCACUUUCUAAAUUUUUUAUCAGUAGUUUUGUUUAUGAGAGUUAUGAUUCUGUAUACAUAAAUUGGAUGUUUUUAUAAUUUAUGGCGAGUCAUUUUAUUAGUC